UUUCUCGAUUUCUUCUUCAAUCUCUCGUUCUCCCCAAUCAUUUCCUCAGUUUCGGUUGUACAGUCUCCGAAAUAUGCCCUACCCUUUCUCUCGAACUUGCGACGCCCCGUGUUGAUACGCCAAUCCAAACUGCCACUCCGCAUCCUCCGAUCUCUCCUCCGAUCCCUCCGAUCUCAAUCUCCAGUCUCUCUCCGAUCUCCCUUCCAAUCCCUUCGUCGAUUUUUCGCUCGAGUCUCAUAAUGAAUGGGCAUGCGGUGGAUGCGGCGGAACAACGUCGGACGGUCCAUCACCAUGCCGACAUCGUGAUCGUGGGCGCCGGCGUCCUGGGCUGUGCCUUGGCCGUCACGCUGGCGCGACAGGGUCGCAGUGUUCUACUGCUGGAGAGUUCGAUGAAGGAACCCGACCGGAUCGUGGGCGAAUUGUUACAACCGGGUGGGGUGCGGGCCCUCAAACAGCUGGGCCUCUCCGAUUGCCUGGAGGACAUUGACGCCAUCCCCUGCGACGGCUACCACGUCUCGUAUUUUGGCCAACCGGUGCACAUCCCCUACCCGGUCUUGACCCCCGGCACGCCGCGCCCCCAGGGCCGGUCCUUCCACCACGGCCGGUUCGUCAUGAAGCUGCGCGCCGCCGUGCUGGCCUGCCCCAACAUCACCGUCGUCGAGUCCAAGGCCACGGACCUGGUCGUCAGCUCCCACACCAAGCAGGUCCUUGGCGUGGAGUGCGUGACCCAGGACCUGCGGGACUGCUACUUCGGCCACCUCACCGUCGUCGCCGACGGCUACGCCUCCAAGUUCCGCAAGCAGUAUCACCCGCACGCGCCCAAGGUGCGGUCGCGCUUCUGGGGGCUCGAGAUGAUCGACGCCGUGCUGCCCCAGCCCCGCCACGGCCACGUGCUGCUCAGCGACAACGCCCCCGUCCUCGUCUACCAGAUCGGCACCCACGAGACCCGCAUCCUGGUCGACGUCCCGGAGAACCUGCCGUCCGCCUCGGUGCGGAACGGCGGCGUCAAGGCCCAUUUGCGCAACGUCGUGCUGCCCUCGCUGCCGGAGUGCGUGCAGCCGGCCUUCCAGGCCGCCCUGGAGAAGGGGCCGCUGCGGUCGAUGCCCAACUCCUUCCUGCCCUCCACGCCGAACAAGACCCCGGGGUUGAUGAUCCUGGGCGAUGCUCUCAAUAUGCGCCACCCGCUCACGGGCGGCGGCAUGACCGUCGCUCUCAACGACGUGAUCAUCAUCCGCGACCUGCUCAGCCCGGAGGCGGUCCCGCGGUUGAGCGAUACGGAUCGGGUGUUGAAGCAGCUGUCGGUGUUUCACUGGCGCCGCAAGCAGGGGUCGUCUGUUAUCAACAUUCUGGCUCAAGCGUUGUACGCAUUAUUUGCAGCUGACGAUCCCAACCUCAAAGCCCUCCAACGCGGCUGCUUCCGCUACUUCGAGCUAGGCAUCACGGACGGCCCAAGCGGGCUACUGGCCGGUCUGAUCCAGAAACCGUUCGUGCUGUUCAUCCACUUCUUCAACGUGGCCUUCCUCUCGCUGUGGCUCAUUCUCCGCGACUCACCGGUGUACCUACUGCCGGUGUCCUUGAUCCGAUGUAUAACGGUGUUUUGGACGGCUUGCGUUGUCAUCUUCCCUUAUAUGUUGAUCGAGUGGUUUGGUUGAUUCUUCCUGACUGACUGGUUACGAUUAUCUCCUAUUCUGGAUGCUAUAUUACCACUCUUCACUGUUAUUACUACUAUUGCUAUUACUGUGAUAUUCCCCAUGAUUACUCGUCUAGCCUGCUUGACUGUUAUCUUCUACGCCAUUAGGAGACAACCGUCGUUCCAGGGUGACGUUAUCGGUUCGUCCAGAAAGGACAACAACCUAAUGUGUUUUUCUUUUUUUUUCCCCUGUUAUUUCAUUUGUGUUGAUGUUUUGAUGUUCCUUCUGUUGUACUAUAGAGACCUGCCUGACUUGACU
This is a messenger RNA of Aspergillus campestris IBT 28561, 1949 nucleotides long. It is a transcript of the gene erg1, whose product is annotated as squalene monooxygenase erg1. Gene Ontology annotation, biological process: ergosterol biosynthetic process. The record is from RefSeq and is a predicted model, not a curated record. Gene Ontology annotation, cellular component: membrane; endoplasmic reticulum. Lineage: Eukaryota; Fungi; Ascomycota; Eurotiomycetes; Eurotiales; Aspergillaceae. The coding region runs from base 240 to 1652 and encodes 470 amino acids. The transcript is spliced from 2 exons. Gene Ontology annotation, molecular function: flavin adenine dinucleotide binding; squalene monooxygenase activity.